Pungitius pungitius (ninespine stickleback) is the source of this 1306-nucleotide messenger RNA. It is a transcript of the gene txnl1, whose product is annotated as thioredoxin-like 1. Gene Ontology annotation, molecular function: protein-disulfide reductase activity. The transcript is spliced from 8 exons. NCBI's taxonomy places the organism in Eukaryota, Metazoa, Chordata, Actinopteri, Perciformes, Gasterosteidae. The coding region runs from base 219 to 1088 and encodes 289 amino acids. Gene Ontology annotation, cellular component: cytosol. The record is from RefSeq and is a predicted model, not a curated record.
AGGAAAACAACCCGCCUUUCCGGUUGUGUAUACGCCAAUCACGUGUCCACAUCCGGAAGCAGCUCACCGUACCUGUAGUGUGGUUCAGAAAGCAGCUAGUUAGCCGCUACAGUGUCAGAAAGCUAAAAACAAAACACCUUAUUUUUAUUAAGAUACACAGUUUCCUGUUCUGAACGUCACCCGGUGAACUCGCUCACACCGCAGGCACAAACGCUACCAUGGUUGGUGUUAAAGUGAUCGCUAGCGACCCGGACUUCCAACCGGAGCUAGCGGCCGCCGGCUCCAGGCUCGCCGUAGUGAAGUUUACAAUGGCCGGGUGUCGGCCCUGCGUCAGAAUAGCUCCAGCCUUCAACGCGUUGAGCAACAAGUACCCACAGGUUGUCUUCCUUGAAGUAGAUGUUCAUGUCUGUCAGGGAACAGCGGCCGCCAACAACAUCUCAGCCACGCCGACGUUCUUGUUCUUCAGGAACCGGGUUCGGGUGGACCAGUAUCAGGGGGCAGAUUCCGCGGGUCUGGAGGAGAAGAUCAAACAGCACACGGAGAACGACCCGGGAAACAGCGAGGACUCGGACAUUCCAAAGGGAUACAUGGACCUCAUGCCUUUCGUCAGCAAAGCCGGCUGCGAGUGCCUCAACGAGAGCGACGAAUGUGGCUUCGAUAACUGCCUAACGAAAGACUCCUCCUACAUGGAGUCCGAUUGUGACGAGCAGUUGCUGAUAACUAUGGCCUUCAACCAGCCUGUGAAGCUGUACUCCAUGAAGCUCCUGUCCUCUGACUUUGCUCAAGCCCCCAAGGUGGUGAAGGUCUUCAUCAACCUGCCCCGGUCGAUGGGCUUUGACGAUGCCGAGCGGAGCGAAGCCACUCAGAGUCUGGAGCUGACGGAGGAAGACUACAAAGAAGAUGGCCUGAUUCCGCUGCGCUACGUCAAGUUUCAGAACGUGCAGAGCGUCACGUUGUUCAUCAAGUCAAACCAAGGAGACGAGGAGACAACAAAAAUCAACUACCUGACGUUCAUUGGCACUCCAGUACAGGCCACCAACAUGAGCGACUUCAAGAGGGUUGUGGGAAAGAAAGGAGAGAGUCACUGAGUGGGGGACGCUGAGAAGAAGAAGAAGAAGAAGAAGAAGAAGAAUAGGAAGCUGCAGAUACAUCCAAGGACUUUCCCUCUGCCAAAGCUGCCACACACACAGACACACACACAGCCUCCAGCUGACCUCCUCAAGCUCUUGAGGAAAUUCUCCGUUGUCUGAGGAGACAGUCUACAAGUUUGUAUUGUAAUUCUGAUAAAAAUGGCUGUAAAUAAAAC